AUGCACUUGAGCAAUAAUAGCCUAUCAGGAAAUGUUCCUUCAACUUUGAAGAAUUGUACUCUUUGGGAGACUCUCGACCUUGAACACAACAAUUUCUCAGGCCAGAUUCCUGCUUGGAUUGGCAAAAGCUUUCCGGCUUUAAGAAUUCUGAAUUUACGAUCCAAUAUGUUUACUGGCAACAUCCCACCACAAUUGUUAAACAUAACCUCUCUUCAGGUUCUUGAUUUGGCACAAAAUUGCUUAUCUGGUUCAAUUCCUCAAAGUCUUCAGAAUCUCAUGGCCAUGAAGAAUGAGCAGAAGAUGGGCCACUUUAUUUUGCAUGGAGCAGGAUCUUAUUAUGAGGAAAACUUGCUUGUGUCAGUGAAGGGGCGAAUGCUUGAAUACACUAGAACAAUUUCACUGGUUACAUGCAUGGACCUUUCAAGCAAUAACUUAUCUGGAGAAAUUCCUGAACAACUCACAAAUCUUCUGGGAUUGCAUGUCUUAAACUUAUCCGGAAACCAUUUGAUCGGAAAAAUCCCAGAUAAGAUUGGUAAAUUGGCAUUGCUAGAGUCUCUUGAUUUCUCCAGAAAUCAGCUUUAG
This is a messenger RNA of Magnolia sinica, 582 nucleotides long. RefSeq names its product receptor-like protein EIX2. Bases 1 to 582 code for a protein of 193 amino acids. The record is from RefSeq and is a predicted model, not a curated record. Lineage: Eukaryota; Viridiplantae; Streptophyta; Magnoliopsida; Magnoliales; Magnoliaceae. Gene Ontology annotation, molecular function: protein binding. The transcript has a single exon.